Messenger RNA from Candidula unifasciata, 915 nucleotides. The record is from the annotation of a GenBank genome assembly. NCBI's taxonomy places the organism in Eukaryota, Metazoa, Mollusca, Gastropoda, Stylommatophora, Geomitridae.
AUGUCGUAUGGUUCCCAUCGUUACGGAGCAGGGAGCAGUAGCCUAGGAUCCACCGGAAGUGGUGGAGUUGGCGGUUCCUAUGGAGGUUAUGGCUCCACGGGUGGAAGUUACGGUUCGUCUUCUGGAUCUGGAGGGUCAUCCCUGUACGGAGGAGGGAACGGUUACAGUAGCAGCAGCGGCCUUGGUGGGGGCUACUCAAGCGGGACAUACUCUAACCCGUAUACUGGCAGCUCAUACAGCGGAGUUGGUGGUGGUGGUAGUUACGGCAGUAGUGGCGGAGGAGGAGGAGGAUCUUAUGGUGGGUCGUAUCACGGACAUUCGCCCAGCCCAUACAGCUCCACCGGUGGUUAUGGCUCUUCUUCCCUUGGUUCUGGGCUAGCCAGCUCUGCGCCGUACACCUCAAGUGGUAGCAAUUUCGCUUUUCCUCCAACGUCAUCACUGGGAAGUACCAGCAGCACACCCUACAGUUCUAGUGUAGGCCCCACUUCCCCGUCGCCGUACGUUCCCGGAUCUAAAAUCUUAUCCUCCACGUCCACCCCAGCACCAUAUAUCCCCGGAGCCAGCCGGCUGGGCUCUGGUUCUGGGUACAGCUCUUCCAUUCUGGGAUCGUCUGCUGGAUCUCUUUAUGGAAGCUCCAGCUCUGGUUUGCCGACAUCGUCGUCCAUUGGCUCAACUACCAGCAGUGCAUCUCUGGGCCACAGUUCCUCGUCGUCUUUAGCAGGACUUCCACCCUCGGGUGGGGUAGGCUCAACAUCCAGCUUAAGCGCUGUUGGGUACGGCUCCGCGUCAACGCUGCCUGGUUCCGGAAUGGCAUCCAGCUCUGGUUUGGGCUCAGCAUACAGCUCACGAGCAGGUUCGACAACUUCGUUGCCGGGCUCGUCUACUUUUGCUGCUGGACUAAGUUCUUCACUCGGG